GAACUACUAUGGAACCUCGGCAGCCCUGUAGAUUUGGAAGGCUUAAAUCCAAGUUUGGAAAGGCCUUUUCCAUUCCAGAUGAUUUGCUGGCUUAAGCGCUUAAUUAGGAUGGCAUUUGAACAAGUUGGAUUGAAGAUGGAAUCAGUGCUUUGGUCAAGCAAGCCUUAUGGUUCAUCUCGAAGUAUUGUAAGAAAAAUUGGUAGUAACCUCUCUCUUAUACAGUGUCCAAGAGUUCAGUUUCAGCUUAUUUCUCAUGUCACGGAAGGAAACCGUCCUGCUCAACUUAGAGAAGAUGCAGUGGCCUCCUUUGCAGAUGUGGGCUGGGUUGCUGAAGAAGAAGGAGAAGUCUUUACAAGACUCAGAUCAGAAGUUUGGUCACAAACAGCCCAGCCUCCCUCAGGGGAACUACAUCAUUCCAGGAGGUCUCCAUAUAGACAAGUGUCCUUACAAAACCCACCGGAAGAAGAACCAGUGCCCAGGAGUGCAGUGAUGGCAAAUGAAGAAGCACUGCAGAAGAUCAGUGCUCUAGAAAAUGAACUGGCCACUUUAAGAGCACAAAUAGCCAAAAUUGUAACCUUGCAAGAACAGCAGAACUUGACAGCAGUUGGGUCAAGUCCACUUGCUCCAGCUGCUGUCCCUGUUGCACCUCCACCACCGCCACCUCCUCCUCUGCCACCACCCCCUCCCUCGGGUCUGCAGCAGAGCAAGUCUGCCAUUGAUCUCAUUAAAGAAAGGAAAAACAAAAAAACGAACUCUGGCCAGAGUGUGAUGGAAAACGGGCCAAAGAAGUCUGAAGUACCAAACAUGCUAGAAAUCCUCAAAGACAUGAACAGUGUGAAACUACGCUCGGUGAAAAGAUCCUCAGAAGGUACAAAACCUAAAGUGGCUGACCCUGCAGAUCCUGCAGCACUAAUAGCAGAAGCUCUCAAAAAGAAAUUUGCUCAUCGAUACCGAAAUGACAGCCAAAGUGAAAUAGAAAAAGUGAUUCCAAAGACUGAAACAAAGACACAGACUGAGGUAGUGCUGUUUGGGCCGCACAUGCUGAAGUCCACAGGAAAAAUGAAGACUUUAAUUGAAAAAUCCUAGUGAAUUCAGAUCACUACGUGAAAGACUGUUGAGCUCCUUUCUCCGAAAUAUUUUAUGUUGCAAAUAGCACUAGUACUGAGUGGUCUCUUUCUUACAGCACAGAAAGACUCAAUGUGAAGUAGAAGUGAGGCACUAAACGUGGUUGUAUGUGAUUUGUCAAGGGGAAUAAAUUGGACCAUUAUACUCAGGUAUUAAUUUUGCAGUCAAGCCUGGCUUUCCCCUCAGACUUACAUGGUGGAUUUAGUUUAUUAACACUAAGUUAUAUAUACAGCAUUCUUUAUGCAUAACUGACCAUCUUAAAAAUCUGUGUACAUGUUAAUGAUGAUGGUGAUACACCCUUAAGUUAAUAUCAGUUAUUUGAGCUCUACCUGUAACUUGCACUACAAUGUGUAAUUUGAUACUGAAA
Molecule: messenger RNA, 1492 nt
Organism: Manacus vitellinus (golden-collared manakin)
Lineage: Eukaryota; Metazoa; Chordata; Aves; Passeriformes; Pipridae
Gene: MTFR1
Product: mitochondrial fission regulator 1
Exons: 7
Coding region: 79-1086 (335 amino acids)
Biological process (GO): mitochondrial fission; aerobic respiration
Cellular component (GO): mitochondrion
Source: RefSeq, a predicted model, not a curated record